Messenger RNA from Rotaria socialis, 507 nucleotides. The record is from the annotation of a GenBank genome assembly. Lineage: Eukaryota; Metazoa; Rotifera; Eurotatoria; Philodinida; Philodinidae.
AUGAAACUCUAUCAACAUUCUGCUCAUUGUCCAUCGGCACUACAAUGGUUUCUUGAUGAAAAUCCUGAAUAUUGGUCAUUUGUUCCACAGAAACUGACUGAAUCACAAGAACAAGACGAAGAAAAAUAUAUUUUAACACCCAUGAUGGGCACGAAUCAAUUCACCUAUGCCAAUGAUGUACCUGAGCCACCGAACAAUUAUCGAUUUAGUUUCGAACAGAAACUGGAAAUGGACCGUUUUUUUCAUGAAAAGAAAUAUUUAAAUUCACCAAAUCUUCAUCUUGAUCUAUAUCAAGCAAGUAUUGUAGCCGUAUUGCCCGAUAAUACAUCAGACGCUUUGAGACGAUUCGUGGAAGCUUUAUUUAUUACACAUGCUGAAACAAAACUCAAUACAAUCGGUCAUUUAGAUCAAUUAACUACAUCUAGAAACACUGAUCAAAUAGCUUCCAUCGAUUGUAAUGAAUGGUGUCGAGAUCUCAUUCGACGAUCAUAUACUAACAUAGAAUAG